Entamoeba invadens IP1 is the source of this 1275-nucleotide messenger RNA. RefSeq lists its product as hypothetical. The transcript has a single exon. Gene Ontology annotation, molecular function: protein binding. The record is from RefSeq and is a predicted model, not a curated record. Bases 1 to 1275 code for a protein of 424 amino acids. NCBI's taxonomy places the organism in Eukaryota, Evosea, Mastigamoebida, Endamoebidae.
AUGGUCGACAGUGAUGGGACAAAAUUGGUAAUAAUCAACAACACUGAAGCGACUGUAGUACAACAAAACCCACAGACUGAAAUUAUUCGAACAGAAAGUGGAGCAAUGUCUGCUGUGUUUUUUGGUAAUUCAUUGGUCACAUGCGACGGAGAAGGUAAUUUUUCAGUAAUUUCAAAACAUGAAACGAAAUGUUAUAGUUUCAACGAAAGUGGAUUUGGGGUGUCUAUGAAAGUCAUUGGAGAUUAUAUUGCUGUUGGAAACCCCAAGAAUGGGAGUGUGGUGUUUUUAAACAGUUCAUUUGAUGUUGCACAAACGUUAAUAAGUAAAUCAUUCACAUCAUCGCAAAUGUAUGGAAUCAGGUUGGCAUCUUCGGGGAGCAUCCUUGUUGUUGGGACGCAAACGGGGACUGUUGACAUUGUUGGCAACAUCAAUGGUGAGUUUGUAAUUCGAGCAACACUAUCCCCAAAAGAGAGUGACAUAGGAGAUAAUUAUGGGUGUAGUUUGGCUGUUUUUGGUGACUUAAUUGCGGUUGGUUCUUCGAUGGGGAAUGAAUACAAGGGGAUCGUUUAUGUCUACAAAUACACAACAGAAGGAGUUAUUCUUGUCCACAUUCUUAAACAACCAUUCUCCUCUGUUGACUGGUUUUCGUCAAAAUUUGGAGAGUCGUUGUUGUUCUUUGGCGACAGGUUAUUUGUGGGUUCGCCUGAUUUUUCUGUUGUUGGAGUUGUUGGGGUUGGGAUUGUUACUUCGUUUUCUCUUUCAAAUGCAAACUAUAUGAAACUGGAUGAAAUGUACAUUCCAAACAAAAGGCAGCUCUCACUUUUUGGUCGCCUCUUGGCGCCAUUUGGGAAAAGGUUUGCCGUUGUUGCCAGGGGUGGGUUGUGUACUUUUCCGCUAAAAGCGUCGACAGCUCAAAUUGUUAUCAAAAUUGGUUUGGAACACGUUAAAAACACGACAGAAGCAGCGCAGCAAAUAUCUUUCAACAUCAUCGCGGUUUUGGGUAUCGAAAAGGAGAGGAUGACUUUUUCACUAAAAAACCAAACGCUGACUGUGAAAAUCAGAGAAGAGAACUUAAUGAGCCAAACCAUUACUACAAAAAUCGCUUAUCUCAUUGACACACUUUUUUCUCCAACUUAUCACGGUGCUCCGGCCUCCCUCCGCUCUAAAAUGCAAAUGACUUUCUCCUCGCCAGUCUCGGUCGACUUUGUCCAACCCAGUUUUGCACCCACAAACUUUCUUUUUGUGUUCGUUGUAUCAAUACUAUUAUUAUUUUAA